CGCUGCCUCUUGCCCUUGCAAAACCACCACUCUGUAUUUGACUGAAUCGUGAAGGUUUUUGCAGCUACUAUUUGACAACGAGGUCCAUGUGGCAUCGUUGAAAGUAGAAAGUCGUGGGUCACAGUUCGUGCUCACUGCACAGUAUGCAACGAAAGUAACGUACGACGACGACGACGACCCAACGCACUACGCGUGUCAUGUCUAGAAGGACGUGACAUUAUAUCACAAGCGCGGCUUAGUGGCUCGCUGAUUGGACACGACGAGCGAUCAUGGUAGCGAAUGAAGUAAAGGUUCGUCAUCUUCAAAUUGUGAGUCACAACACGUAGGCUUGAAGCUUGGCCACCACACGCACAGCCCCCAUGACCUACAUGUGCAUAAAGUACAAUUUCAACGUCGCAAUUAUAUCCGCGAGGUGGUCGUUUCUGCAACUAUAGGAUGUUCACAAAUUCGUUCCGUCUCCUCUUUGCCGCGGGCCUGAUUUGCGGGUCGAUCAACAGCAUUGCGCUGAAACUGUGCUACCAGACCAGCGUCUUAGCCCAGGACGGUUCGGAAGAGCAGUUUCAGAAGCCAUGGUUUUUCUCAACUGUGAUGUUUCUGGCCUGUUUGGUCGCCCUGCCCGUCUAUUACGGGCUCCAUUUCUACCAACGCUUCAAGCAGGAGGCUCUGCGGAGAAGAGAAAAUCAAAGUCUUCAUUCAUCCGGGACAGCUACAAAAAUCUGGGCCGCGACGAGCGGAGAUGAACAUAAUGGAAAUUUGGCACUCGCGACCUCAAAACUGAAUCUCGCAUCCAACCCAGACGAGGAGACUCAUAUGUAGUGAGGUCACCGAACGGUUCUAACCAGGGAGUUUUUUUGACAGCCAGACAGCAAAACGGCCGCCAGUUUUCAGGCGGGCGGAAGCGUUUUUGGACAUAAAAAAUUUUCAAUUAUCAAGCGGCCGGGGCUUUGUUGUCAAACAAGCCCGAGCCAAUUCUAUCGAUUCGCACUGGAUAAAACGACGCUGGGGAGCCGGCAAAAGGGGCGCCCUUUUGAGGCGCCCGCCGCCUUAGUUUCUGGCGAUUUGGGGCGCCCAAAAAGGGGCGCGCAAAAAACGCGCCCAAAAUCAGAACAGCGAAACAGCAUGGCGCGGCCGCGAUUUCGGAGCAUUUUGGGCGGCCGCGAAAGCGGCCGCCUUUUCGCCGGUUUCAGAGCCUGGGAAGCUUUGCAAAAAGCGCCGGCGUGAAAAAUAAAAACGCGAAAAAGAAAAAGCGCCGAAGACGCGCAAUGCCAAUCCGCAUGCUAUGGGCCCGAUUUUUCUUCGCUUUUUGGGCGCCCCCCGUGGCACCCGGAUCGGCCCCAUAGCAUGGGGGCUGGCCUUCGGAAAGGAAUUUCGGAAUUUGUCAAAAUUUGCGACGUUUAUCAAGCGGCCGCCAUACCGUGCGGCCUAACGUUACUCACGGCGGUAUGGCGAGCCCAGAAAAAGCAAAGCCGCGGCCAAGGCGAUGGCCGGCAAGAAAACGCCCACGACCUCACUACCUCCGCCCCGGCGGCUAUAUUUGGUAAUUAUGUUGCUCAACACUUUGUCCCUCUCCUCGACGAAAGUGCCGACGGCGCAAGAACUACCACUACCGAGGAAGAUCAUAGUCAUGUGGAUCUCCACCAAUACGACCCCGUCACGGCCAAGCUUUUCUUUGCCCUGAUCGUUCCGUCUAUCUGUGAUUUGUUGGGGACCAGCUUGCAGCAAAUGGGCCUCUGUGUCACCACCGUGUCCGUGUUCCAGAUGCUGAAGGGCAGCAUCCUCCUGUUCUCCGCGUUUCUGAGCGUUUGGUUCCUCGAGAAGCGGCUGACCACCUAUAACUGGAUCGGGAUUCUGCUCUGCCUCCUCGCUCUGUCCCUGGUGGGUGUGUCCUCCGUCUUGGCCGCGGCAGCGCAAGAGGGACAAGGAGCAGGCGGAGUGAUGGAGGCCACGGAACAACAACAGGCCGUGCCAAAACAGGGAACUACGACGCAGCUGAUAGGUGUGAAAAUCAGUACUAGGACAUCAAUAGUUUCGAACCUGCGCCAUGAGUCUGUAGUGUAGAUACACUCUUUUGCAGCUAGAUGAAUUUAUUACUUGCGAUGUUGUUCCGCCGAGGCCGAAGGCUUACUUCAUCUGUUCAGGUAUCGCCCUGAUUCUCCUUGGGCAAGUCGUUUGCUCAGCCCAGUAUGUAAUCGAAGAGUACCUGCUGCGGCCGCCGCACAACGUCACCCCGAUGGCGAUUGUCGGGCUCGAGGGGUUCUGGGGGUCCAUAUCAGAAUGAAAUAUCCCCCCUCCUCAUGUUCAAAGCAGAGUUGCUGCUUAUGCUGGAUGAAAUGCGUGUAAAAAUUUGUUUUGCAGUAGGAGCGAGAUUGCAGGCAUGUCCUAGGCCUUAGCUGUGUGGAGGCUUUGAUGAGUGUGGGCGCUUAAUAGUCGAUAACAACAAAGUGGCCGCGCUUUGGGCCCAACAGCAUGCUGUUGUGAUAAAUGCGGAGUAGCUUGUUCCUGUGGAGGUGCCUGCUUCUUGCAAGGCGGAUACGAUUUGUGGCCACAUCAAAUCAACCUUGCAAACGUAGUUCAGCAGUAGUACACCUGCGCACUAUGAUACGAAAGGGGGGACUCGAUAAUUUUUCCUGACGAUAGUCCAGUCUGAUGAUUUUCUUGGUGCUGCCGAUCUGCAGCAGGCUCCCCGGCGUGGACGCGGGAGGCGAAUACGAGAACACGCAGGACUCGCUCUUUGCCGUCGCGCACUCGCCAUUUCUGCAGGCCGCCAUUGGAACGUUCUUCGUGUCCGUGCUUCUGUACAACAUCCUGGGCCUGAUGGUCACCGCCGAGUCCUCGGCUAUCCACCACACCUUCCUCGACGCGAGCCGCACGUUGGUCAUCUGGGUGGCGUCGGUCGUGCUCUACUACACGGUGGGGGAGCAGUAUGGCGAACCUCUCACCGUUUACAGCCCCGUGCAGGCGUAUCCUGUGCAAAAGUACCGUACACGUACUAAUCGCAGUCAUGCAAGACAAAUUUCUUUUUCAAGCUAGAUCAGCAUGAGAAAUUCCAUUUGUCACGCUGAGCUAAUUUGUGUUGCAAUACUACGAGUACGAUACUUUUGCAGUUCAUAAGGCGCUCGGGUUUGCGAUCCUGAUUCUUGGCCAGCUGGCGUACGAGGGCGUCGUCCGGUUCCCCUGUGUGGAGUACAACAACCCGGGAGGUCGCGUGGAAGAUGAUAGUAGCGCCCUUUAUUUUACGAGUCCUCUGACCCAUGAUCCUCUCUACCGAACGGAUGCGCCCGAACUGUACUGCUCCCCGCACGCCUUCACUGCGUCGCCCGCAGACCGGUGGCGGAACCUGUCGCCCUCGCCGGCGACUUUGGGCAAGGUCGCGGGCAGAGGAAAGAAAAAAGUCGUAGUCGGGGAACUCACGAAGCCGCUGAUGAUGGCGGGGUGAAAGCUUAGAGUUGUGUCCUGAUCUGCUAGUAGGUACGUAGACUACUGGUCGCUUGUACAGGAGGCAGCAGGAGAUGCAUGUCGUCACUAGGGCGGAACUACUACAUCACGUACCUAUCAUACCUGCUGUCGCUCCUUCUCAAAUGUGGCUUUCGCGCUUUUCUGUAACCAAAGAAAAACAACUCAUGUCUGUAUGUCUAUCAUCACAUGCAAGAUGAAUCAUCUUACGUUUAAGAAUUUCUUUUUUACAGCGCGGCACAUCGUCUUCACGAGGCGGACAUAGAAAGUCACGGCUCUACCCAUCUAGCAUGGUGUUUUUGCACAACGAUUGCACAAUCCACUAACUAUGGAAUCAAGUAAAUGCGUAUGCGUACACUGAGUUCAGUUUGCAGAUGGCGCAAGACAGAUAAUAAACGUGUGAAGGUACUAAAAUAAAGAAAUGAUCCUGAUCGGAAUUUUAAAGGUGGUCACCUACACCAACACCUG
This is a messenger RNA of Amoebophrya sp. A120, 3921 nucleotides long. The record is from the annotation of a GenBank genome assembly. NCBI's taxonomy places the organism in Eukaryota, Dinophyceae, Syndiniales, Amoebophryaceae.